AUGUCCCCUUCUGCAAUCACAGACUCGCCGCCACAAAACGCUGCCUAUCCGGCAACAACAGACCUCGGCGAUGGACUCGCUGUUCAACAUCCGCCGCCCAAUUUCCAGGGGUACGACCACGUAACCUGGUGGGUUGGCAACGCGAAGCAGGCCGCUUCGUAUUACAACACUCUCUUUGGCUUCAGAACAGUCGCGUACAAGGGACUCGAGACCGGCAGCAGGUACGUUUCAUCGUACGCUGUCGCCAACAAUGACGUCCGUUUCGUCUUCACCUCUCCGGUGCGAUCUUGUGCCCACCUGCCCGAGGACGAGCCCAUCUCUGAUGCGGAGCGGGAGCUCCUGCGCGAGAUUCACGCUCACCUCGAGAAGCACGGCGACGCCGUGAAGGAUGUCGCUUUCGAGGUCGACAACGUGGAGGGCGUUUAUAGAAAGGCUGUCCAGGAGGGUGCCCAGUCGGUCCAACCCCCCACAGUUCUCGCCGACCCUGAUCACGGCGACGUGCUCACCGCCGUCAUUCGCACCUACGGCGAUACCACUCACACACUCAUAUCCCGCAACGGCUACAGGGGCCCGUUUCUCCCUGGCUUCCGCGCAGCGAAGCCCUCCAAGGCCUCCGUCACUCUUCCUGCGGCGCCUUUGCUGCGCAUCGACCACUGCGUCGGUAACCAGUCCUGGAAUGAAAUGGUUGCCGCCUGUGCCUUUUACGAGCAGUGCCUUUCAUUCCACCGUUUCUGGUCUGUCGAUGACUCCCAGAUUUGCACCGAGUUUUCGGCCUUGAACUCCAUCGUCAUGUCAUCAGCAAACAACAUGGUGAAGAUGCCCAUCAAUGAGCCGGCCCCGGGAAAGAAGAAGUCGCAGAUCGAGGAGUACGUCGUCUUUAACUCCGGCCCGGGUGUCCAGCACAUUGCUCUCCUGACUUCCAACAUUAUCGAAACCGUGUCGGCAAUGCGCGCCCGCGGCGUUGAGUUCAUCGCCGUCCCCCCGACAUACUAUGACACCAUGCGUCACCGACUCAAGUCGGAAAAGCGCAAUUGGGAGCUCAAGGAAGACCUCGCCACCAUCGAGGCGCUCAACAUUCUUAUUGACUACGACGAGCAAGGUUACCUGUUGCAGCUGUUUACCAAACCACUCAUGGACAGACCUACGGUCUUCAUUGAGAUCAUCCAGCGCAACCACUUUGAGGGAUUUGGUGCGGGCAACUUCAAGAGUUUGUUUGAAGCGAUUGAGCGUGAGCAGGCUGAGCGCGGAAACUUGUAA
Colletotrichum karsti is the source of this 1257-nucleotide messenger RNA. Its product is annotated as 4-hydroxyphenylpyruvate dioxygenase. Gene Ontology annotation, biological process: L-tyrosine catabolic process. The transcript has a single exon. Gene Ontology annotation, molecular function: 4-hydroxyphenylpyruvate dioxygenase activity. The record is from RefSeq and is a predicted model, not a curated record. Lineage: Eukaryota; Fungi; Ascomycota; Sordariomycetes; Glomerellales; Glomerellaceae. Bases 1 to 1257 code for a protein of 418 amino acids.